Molecule: messenger RNA, 753 nt
Organism: Fonsecaea erecta
Lineage: Eukaryota; Fungi; Ascomycota; Eurotiomycetes; Chaetothyriales; Herpotrichiellaceae
Exons: 1
Coding region: 1-753 (250 amino acids)
Source: RefSeq, a predicted model, not a curated record
AUGAUGGCACGAGUACGGGACACCACCAACAAUGACAACAACGACGAUGAAGUCUCCUGCUCCGAGACCUUUCCUCCCUUUUUCCCUCCUUUUUCUGGUCACCGGGUCUUCGCAACAGGCUUCGAGUCACUUCACACCCGAUCCAAGUUCACCAGAACCGCUGUGGACAUCAUGGACACCACAACCGCCACCAACACGAGUCUCUCUGCGUCCAACACCUCCACGGACGAUCAACCAAGGGAGACCUCGACCACCCAAUGGCCAAGUGAAGAUUCACAAGACCAAGGUCCGUCACCCUCGACCGUGAAUGAGGUCGACCUCAGCUCAACAGGGUCCGGCUUGCCAACAGUCGGCGACACUUCAAGCCCGACUGUUCCGUCAUCAUCGUCCCCCUUGUCUCUGCUCGCGGCGACGUCUCCGUCUGCGUCUAUGACCACCUUCCGCAGCACAUCCCCGUCGCCGAUCCCGUCGCCACACAGCUCCACCGUCUCGUGGGCUAGUGAUUCGAGCUUAUCACCGACAUCAUUGAACUUCUCCACGUCUACCUCCACGCCUACCUCUACCUCUGCCGUGAAUACGCUGGCUUCGCCUCCGUCCUCUGCCUACACCACCGGCAUCUACAUCGCGCUGGGAAUAUUCCUCUUCUUCGGCGUCUUGUGCGCGUUCGUCACCAGCCAUAUUUCAGCCAAUACAAUCAAGGGGUUGUUCCACAGGGGAGAGCGAGGGAGUGGAGGAGCCAGAGAAGAACAAUGA